UGACCUGUGCUGCGCGCGCGACCAAAAUACAUCGACGUUCGUGACGCUGGGGGUGAUCGGAUACGCGGAGCGGGUGAAAUAUACGGUGUGUUGUUUUGAUGACGCGAUGCAGACGUCGACCGAAGCCAGCAUGCUCCAAGACAAGCAGCAAUUGUCACCGCCGAAGAGCGAACUACCGACCGCUCAGCUGAACCUAACCGCGGCGAUGAUCCAGGAGAAUUUCCUGCAGAGAUCGAUCCAGAACGUCGCGUUGUCGUUACAGAACGCGAUGAUGAAUUCGCUACAGCAGGCGGCGUUGCUGCCGGCAAAUAGCGCCGCGGUGGCGGCUCUUAAUCUCCAAGCGCUCGAAUCUUACUUGACGCUGCAUCGAUUAUCGGUGUCGGCAUCGGCGGUCAGCCAUUCGCCGCCGAAAAUAGACAUUUUGAAAAUCGCCGCGAGCACCGCGAAGAUUACGGAAGAAAGCGUCGCGGAAGAUACCAACAACACGAGCUUGACGGAGGACGUAGAUUUGGCCGAAGAAGUCGAAGAAGAUUUGGCGCUGUUAGACAACGAGGACGCUCUGAAUAACUUCUCGUUGUCGUCGUCACCCGUGGACACCAGUUAUCCCAGUUUGAUCAUGAACAACGUUUACCAAAACGCCGCGUCGAGUACGGCGUCUGGCGUGACGUCAUCGGCGGCGGCGAGCAGCGGCGUCGGUUUGGCGCGGCCGAAGGGCGCGAUUAGGCCAAAAAAGCAGUUCAUUUGCAGGUUUUGCAACCGGCAGUUUACGAAGAGUUACAACCUGUUGAUACACGAGAGGACGCACACCGACGAGAGGCCCUACUCCUGUGAUAUAUGUGGGAAGGCUUUCCGAAGGCAGGAUCAUCUGAGGGAUCACAGGUACAUCCAUUCGAAAGAAAAGCCGUUCAAAUGCGCGGAGUGCGGCAAAGGCUUUUGCCAGUCCCGCACGUUGGCUGUCCACAAAAUUCUCCACAUGGAAGAAUCGCCUCACAAAUGUCCCGUGUGUUCGAGGUCGUUCAAUCAACGAUCGAAUCUGAAGACGCACCUAUUGACGCACACGGACAUCAAACCGUACAAUUGCUCUGCAUGCGGCAAAGUUUUCAGACGAAACUGUGAUCUCAGAAGGCAUAGCUUGACACACAAUUUAGGUGCUACCACGUCGACGUCGUCUUCUGCGACGGUGACCAGUGGCUCGAGUGUCAACCAGACAUUUAGUAUAGAUUCUAUCAUCAGCAAGGAUUCUAGUGCAGAUGAGAGUAAAUAAAAGUGCGUGACGUAUUUGUUGAUUUUAUUUUGUUAAGUUGUUGAUUUUAACGAUUGGCCAAAUGAUCUGAGUAUUUUACGUGCAACUGACGCUCUAUAGCGAUUUAAUUCCGCCCUUUGUUGUCCGUCGAAUGAGAUUAAUAGCUUACGAUAGAAAAUGAUGAUCGAAACAAUAGUAAUGCGAAAAUGCGUCUUGAAGUAUCGAAUCUGAUAAAGAACUUUUGUUACAUUUAUUUCACUUUUCAUGUCGAUACCAUUGUUUUAAGCAGACUUGCGUCGUGCAUACUCAUAAGCAGAAGACUAGACUGUUUUAUAUGUAUUGAACGGAUUGUAAGUUUAGUAAAUACUGUAGUAAUGUAUUAUAAUUUAAGGUUUUUUUUUUGUAAAUAAA
This is a messenger RNA of Cylas formicarius (sweet potato weevil), 1654 nucleotides long. It is a transcript of the gene sob, whose product is annotated as protein sister of odd and bowel. The transcript is spliced from 2 exons. The coding region runs from base 107 to 1264 and encodes 385 amino acids. Gene Ontology annotation, biological process: embryonic hindgut morphogenesis; embryo development; embryonic pattern specification. Gene Ontology annotation, molecular function: DNA-binding transcription factor activity, RNA polymerase II-specific; RNA polymerase II transcription regulatory region sequence-specific DNA binding. Lineage: Eukaryota; Metazoa; Arthropoda; Insecta; Coleoptera; Brentidae. Gene Ontology annotation, cellular component: nucleus. The record is from RefSeq and is a predicted model, not a curated record.